Culex quinquefasciatus (southern house mosquito) is the source of this 1113-nucleotide messenger RNA. RefSeq names its product E3 ubiquitin-protein ligase Kcmf1. The transcript is spliced from 3 exons. Bases 225 to 869 code for a protein of 214 amino acids. The record is from RefSeq and is a predicted model, not a curated record. Gene Ontology annotation, molecular function: ubiquitin protein ligase activity; zinc ion binding. Lineage: Eukaryota; Metazoa; Arthropoda; Insecta; Diptera; Culicidae.
UAAAAAGUUCAAUUUUAGAGUGAUUUUUAGCCAUUUUUCAGUGUUGAAGGAUAACAAAAAAAAAUGAUAAAGCAGUCAAAUUUUCAGAAUAAUUUAGGGUUUAACCGUAUCAGAGUCUACUGUCUUAAGAUAACCGGCAUUGCAAAGAUAGCGAUGAACUAAGGCUACGGCCAAGUUUUGUUUGCAGUUCUAGUCUCGCAUUUCGAUAGUAAGCUUCAGCUGAUAUGGAUCAAUCACAUCCAGGCACAAAAUGCUCUAGUUGUAAGGCGGAUCCCAUAGUUGGUGUUCGAAUGGCUUGCCUUAUUUGCAAAAGACACGACCUCUGCGAAGAAUGCCAUUCGAAGAAACGUUUUAAUAGAAAGCACCGAUCCUACCAUCCGGUGCAGACAAUUCUUCCACCGAACGAGAUGGAGAGAAGUUUGAAGGAUGUGCACCAGGAUGAAAUUCGAAUCUUCCGAUGUCCUUUCUGUGGGGACGAUGAGCUCAACGUUCGCGAGUUGAUUGGUCACUGUGGUAAGUAUCACGCCAGUAGGCAUUACCUUGUGCAUUGCCCGAUCUGUAUUAGCGAGGAAUGGCAAAGCGAUGUAUGGCAAAGUGAGCAAACGCGUAACAUUUUGCGACACUUAAAAUGGUUGCAUUUCGAUGAGAAUGUGGAUAGUUGGGAUGAAGUUGAGAGUGAAGCGAGAAGUGAUGAGGAAAAGAACUUGGAAGACAUUGAAAGUGAAGACGAAAAAUGUUGCAUUUGUCAGGAAUCGAUGAAGGCGGAGGAUUGUAGGAAGUUGACCUGUAGUCAUUCUUACCAUAGAGAAUGUAUAAAUCAAUGGUUGAGGGACAAUAACAGCUGUCCAAACUGUCGUGCUGAAGUUUGAAGACAGUUUUGCCUUUAAUAAAGCAACAAGUCCAUGAUACAAUUUAAAAAAGAGUCACAACGCCAUAGAGUAAAAUAUGAAAAAUAACUUUUGUUGAAUUUCAUCAAAUCUAAAAGAUAAUCACUACCCUGAUAAGUCUUGUUGACUCUAUAAAUUCUCGUUCUCAUUAACUACUCCCACAAACAGCCUCUUUCGAGUAGGUAGGUUCUUCCACGAAGAAGCCAGCCCACCCACGGCAACAAUU